AUGGGUCGUUUGUCUAAUACAGCCUUCUUGGCUCAAUUGUCUGAUAUCUUGGAAGCAAACAGCGGAAAUUCUUCUAUCUAUUUAACACAAAAAAGGUUAUCUCCUGCAUUGGACCUUGAUCCACCAACCUCACCUUCAGCAUUCAAUGAUUUGCCAAGUAAUGUCAUACCUCAAGCCAGCGGCGACAAUAUAAAUACCACAAAAUAUCCGAUUCUUGUAAGAAUAUCCACUGGUGGAGCCGGCGCCUCGAGAUCGAAGAAGCAUCUGUCCAAGCAAAGACUGAAGCUCUCUACUGUUGUGGAGCACGACACCUUAGACCUGUUCUGGUCCGAUUACAUAAACGUCAUCAAAAACGGAUUUGUGGGGUUGAAAAAGAAAGAAAAGAAGAAGAGUAAGAAGGGUAAGGUGAGUAAAUAG
This is a messenger RNA of Dujonia railenensis, 417 nucleotides long. NCBI's taxonomy places the organism in Eukaryota, Fungi, Ascomycota, Pichiomycetes, Serinales, Debaryomycetaceae. The record is from the annotation of a GenBank genome assembly.